GUUCAAGAAAUCGAGACAACUGGUUGGACUGCAGAAAAGCCAUUGAACAAUGUUACUAAACAUUAUUUCAUUAAGAAAGAUCCAUCCAUAAAGUUUUGUAGCAGUGAAGUAUGUGAUAGUUUUAAUAUGGUUUUUAUUGUCAAGUCAUUUGUGGGCAAUUUUGACCAGAGGAUCGCCAUUCGGAACACUUGGGGAGCAAAGAUAAAUCUACGUAUAAAAACGCUGUUCGUUUUAGGAUAUCUAGAAAGGUUACAACCGCUCGUUGAUUUUGAAAAUGAAGCAUAUGGCGAUAUUCUCCAGUUUGGUUUCGCUGACACAUACGAUAAUCUAGUAUAUAAAACGAUUAUUCCAAUCGAUUGGUUAGUGAAACGUAAUAUAAAUACAAAAUAUGUGCAUUUUCUAGAUGAUGAUCGUUUAGUUAAUACCAGACGUUUACAUCAAUUUGCUGUUGAUAGUCUUGGUAAUACAGAAAGUAAAAUCAUUGGCUACAAACUGAGAUUUAGACAACCGUUUCGAACAAAAUCUUCGAAAUGGUUUACGACCUUAGAAGAAUAUCCUUUCGAUUUUUGGCCGCCAUAUGUAAUUGGAGGAACAAUACUCACGAAUAUGAAAGUAGUCAAAAAUCUUGCUUAUGCCAUACCUUUUACAAAAAUUAUCAAAAUGGAAGAUGCUUUCAUAGGAAUACUUGCAAAGCUACUUAAGAUAAACGUUGUGCAUAACAGUGAAUUUAUGCCAUUUUAUACUUCCGGUUCUAAUUUGAAAAAUAAAUUAUCGAGUCCAGACUAUAAAUCCUAUCACUCAAUAAUCGACGGUUGGAAACAACUACAAAACUAAAGUAAAGACACAUGCGAUAUCUCAGUAAUUUAUAUACAUGGUCUUAUUCAUCUAUUGCUAAUACAGUGUAUUAUAAAUACCAAUCACGUUAAAGUUAAUAAAGGAAAUCGUCCAGUUAAUAUUGUAUAUUGUAUACUUUUGACUGGGACUAAUGAAUUAUCAAUUGGUCCCAGCAUUUGCUAGUUAUAUUAUAAUGCAAAAAAAACUAAUUAUUUGCAUUACUAGAUUAAAAUAAUCAGCUUUUAAUGAAUUAAAUCGUAUCAACAAUUUGAAUAAUCGCCUCUGUUUUUAAUAAUUUGCGAAACAAUGUGGAAUUGAAUGAAUGAAUGAACAACAACAUUGCUUUAGCAAAAUAACAAGGUAU
Mytilus californianus (California mussel) is the source of this 1198-nucleotide messenger RNA. RefSeq names its product beta-1,3-galactosyltransferase brn-like. Gene Ontology annotation, cellular component: membrane. The coding region runs from base 127 to 834 and encodes 235 amino acids. The record is from RefSeq and is a predicted model, not a curated record. The transcript has a single exon. Gene Ontology annotation, molecular function: hexosyltransferase activity; UDP-glycosyltransferase activity. NCBI's taxonomy places the organism in Eukaryota, Metazoa, Mollusca, Bivalvia, Mytilida, Mytilidae.